Thamnophis sirtalis is the source of this 3312-nucleotide messenger RNA. The record is from RefSeq and is a predicted model, not a curated record. Lineage: Eukaryota; Metazoa; Chordata; Lepidosauria; Squamata; Natricidae.
GAUACGCAAGAAUUCCUCCGCUGCCUGAUGGACCAACUUCACGAAGAGCUGAAGGAGCCGAUGACGGCCGAACUGCGCGACUUGGACGCGAGCGACACAGAUGACAAAAGGGAGGGGGACCGCAGCCCCUCGGAGGACGAGUUCCUCUCCUGCGACUCAAGCAGUGACCGCGGGGAAGGGGAUGGGCAGAGCAAAGCGGGCUCAGCCGAAGCGGAGCUGCUGAUCCAGGAGGAGGCGGGGGGUCGCAGCAUCUCCGAGAAGGAGCGGAUGAAGGAGCGGAAAUUCUCCUGCCACCAACGGCGGAGCAACUCGGAGCAAGUCGACGAAGAUGCUGACAUUGACACCUCGGUGAUGGCGGUGGAGGGCGGGGCUUCUCCGGAAGGACUUCUCCCGCCCCCUCCUCGACCCGCCAGCCCUGCGAGGACCCCAGAACCAGAUAAUGACGCCUACCCACGUUGUUCCUCGCGGCCCUGCAGCCCUGUCCACCACCACCACGAAUACGCCAAACUCUCGACUCCUCCACAUUCCAGCCCGGUGAGGCUGGGACACUCCUACGUGCUGAAGAAAGCUCAGUUGCUGACCUCUGGAAAAAAGAAGAAAGAAUUGCGUUACCGUAGCGUCAUUUCUGACAUUUUUGAUGGAUCCAUUCUCAGCCUCGUCCAGUGCCUCACCUGUGACCGAGUCCUCUGCAUCCACCUGAAGCGCUUCCGGCACGAGGUCAUGUACUCUUUUAAAAUCAACAGCCACGUCUCCUUCCCGCUGGAGGGCCUGGACCUCCGGCCCUUCCUGGCCAAGGAGAGCAUCUCCAAAGUCACCAACUACGACCUCCUCUCGGUCAUUUGCCACCACGGCACGGCCGGCAGUGGACAUUACAUUGCCUACUGCCAGAACAUGAUCAACGGCCAGUGGUACGAAUUUGACGACCAGUACGUGACGGAGGUGCACGAAACGGUCGUGCAGAACGCCGAGGCUUAUGUCUUGUUUUACAGAAAAAGCAGCGAGGAGGCUGUCCGGGAGCGCCAGAAAGUCGUCUCGUUGGCCACCAUGAAGGAGCCCGGCCUGCUGCAGUUUUACAUCUCCCGGGAAUGGCUGAACAAAUUCAACACCUUCACUGAGCCCGGGCCCAUCAGCAACCACAUCUUCCUCUGCUCCCAUGGAGGAAUUCCACCAAAUAAAUACCAUUACAUUGACGAUCUGGUGGUGAUUCUGCCCCAGAAUGUCUGGGAAUACCUGUAUAACAGGUUUGGGGGUGGCCCAGCCGUGAAUCACCUGUACGUCUGUUCGGUGUGCCAGGUGGAGAUUGAAGCGCUGGCGAAGCGGAGGAAAAUGGAGAUCGACACCUUCAUCAAGCUGAACAAAGCUUUCCAGGCGGAGGAGUGUCCCAGCGUCAUUUUCUGUAUCAGCAUGCAGUGGUUCCGCGAGUGGGAGGCCUUCGUCAAAGGGAAGGACAACGAGCCUCCAGGUCCGAUCGACAACACUAAAAUUGCCGUGUCCAAAGGAAGUGGCCACAUGCAAGUCAAACAGGGAGCCGAUUACGGGCAGAUAUCGGAGGAGACCUGGAUCUACUUGAGCACGCUCUACGGCGGAGGCCCCGAGAUCGCCAUCCGGCAAAAUGUGGCCCAGGUGCAGGAGGUGGAAAGUCUCCACGGGGAGCAGAAGAUCGAAGCCGAGACCAGAGCGGUUUAAAACAAGGGAGACAUUCAGGUCGUCUCCCCCUUCAAACUCCUGUGUUUUGGAAGUCAGCACACAUCCAUCCGCUGCUCUCACCACUACCGCCCUCUGCCCAGCCGGCCCCUUGGCCACCAGUCUUAAUUUGAGGCUCGGUGGCUCCUCCCUCCCUCUUUGCCAGAGAGCAGGGAGGCUGACCGCAUCUCGCCUGCCUACAUUCGUCCCCAAAUCGUCCGGUUCCAGGCCAGGAAGAGCACCUGGUCCGGUUUGGUCUCCUGCUUUCUCAUCCCAUCCACCUUCAGAAGCUGGGACAGGAUUCGCCGGGAUAAAUUUUGGGCCGCCCUUGGAAGGAGGAUCCGGUGUCACCACCGUUCCCCUUCGUCACCUUUGCUGGGCUUUUGUGACUUGAGGUACCAAGGAGCGGUGCACCAUGGUCUCGGUUCUCCUUUUGGUUCCCCUCCUGAAUUAUUUACCUGGAUGCAGGAAAGAUUUUGAAGCCACCUGGAAAGGACCUGGGCGGUUGAAAGGAAUACCUGGGCGACAGGUGUUUGUUGUUUUUUUUCUCUUCCUUUUGUGGCACACAAAAAAACCUUUUUUUUCCUUCACCCGUACGGGUCAAACGGUUGGGUGCAACCCCCCAAUUCCCUUCUAUUUAUCUAUUUAUUUGCAAGGAAUGGGUUGACCUUGGCUCUUCUCGUCUCUGCCCCAAGUAUUGCCCAGCACAACCCCUAAAACCAAGCACGGACUUCAAGCCAGAUCAACAAACACGCUUGAAUUUUUCAUCCAGCGGUUCCUUACACGCACCCCAAACGGCUACAGCCCCCCCCCCUCAAAUGUUACAAAGAAGUGAGGGAACCCUCUAACAUCUGUGCGCCGAAAGAGGUUGAGCAUAUCCUGGAAGGAUCUGACAAGGGAACGGGGGGGAGGAACGGGACACCCCCAUUCUCUGUCAGUCGAUGCUGACGUUCGCCCCCAUGUUCCUGCAAAACUUCCUUUCGGGGACUCGUGACUUUCUCCUCCACCUGGGUGAUGCGUAGGGCAAAAGAUGGAGCUCGGAGUGUUUUUUCCCCCCAGGCAAACGUCCGUCCCACUGUGGACGUGGACUAAGAGCAGGACUCUUGGACGUCUCCGCCUUUCGCUUCUCCGACGGAGCCCCGGUUCCUAAUCCUCAAGAGAUUCUUCACUCUCCUAGCAAUUGGUCACUCGGCAACUUUCUUCCCCCAAACCUGCCCACAGUCUCUCACGUUUCGACCCAGGUUGGAAUGGCGUCGCCCUCAACAAGCCAGUUUAUUAUUAUUAUUAUUAUUAUUUUUCUGGAGAAAGGAGGAGGAAGAGAUGCAGAAUGAAACGUGGGUUUGGGAGAAGCUGCUUGGAAGACGUCAGUGGCAAAGGACGGGUUGGGGACUCACCUGGAGAGAGAUCCUGGCCAAGGGGUUUGGCUUCACCUCUUAUCUGCUGGAUGCCGUUUCCUCCCCCUCCCACGGUCCUUCUGUGGGAGGGGCCGCCUUGUUUUCCAUCGUCCCUCCUGGGUCUACUUUGCAGAGACGGGGGGAUUCGGACGAUUCAUCCCGGUGCCCCAAAAUGGAUUUUGUUUUAUUUUUUUUCCUGCCGAGAACAUCAGCCAAUAAAACCCGCUCGCAUUCA